CGAGUUAAAAGGGGGACGUGAGCUUUAUUCCCUUUUAACAUUCACUCCAAACGGCAUAGAAAAAAGAAAAAAACGCGGUAAAAAGGGCGUAGGGGAGGGUUUUAGUGCUCUCUCUCAGUCACUCUCCCGCUCUGUCCAGUCUCCGGCAGAGCUUUAGGCUAUAAACGUACGAGGGACAUGAAAUAUGCUUACUCUUUUACAUUUUCUGAGGCUUUAAAUUUUGGUGCUUUAGCAGCGAGGUCACUGAAUUCCUGCUCGAGUUUCCCCUUGAGGUGUUCUAUUAGGACAGUUAGAAUGGAAAAUAAUCAUAAUAAUGGCAACCGCAGCGUUUGUGAUGGCGGUUCAAGAGGUGCUUUCGUAGUUCUAGAAGGUUUGGAUCGCAGUGGAAAGACUUCACAAUCUAGCAAGUUACUCUCUUACUUGGAGGGACUUGGGCAUCCAACUGAAUUAUGGCGUUUUCCUGAUCGGUCGACUAGCAUUGGACAGAUGAUAUCUGCUUACCUCUCAAAUCAAUCUCAGUUGGAUGAUCAUACAAUCCAUCUCCUAUACAGUGUAAAUCGUUGGGAAAAGAGCAACCACCUGAGGAGCAUAUGCUCAUUUGUGAAAUUUGGAUCUAACAACUCAUUGAUGGAAACUCAACUGAAAAGUGGAACUACUCUCAUUGUUGACCGUUACUCUUAUUCCGGGGUUGCUUUCUCAUCUGCGAAAGGACUUGAUUUUGAAUGGUGUAAGGCUCCUGAGAUUGGGCUGCUGGCUCCAGAUCUUGUACUGUACCUUGACAUACCGCCUGAGAAAGCUGCAGAAAGAGGAGGCUAUGGUGGUGAAAGAUAUGAGAAACUUGAAUUCCAGAGGAAAGUUGCUGAAUGCUAUCUGGCCCUUCGUGAUCCCUCUUGGAAGAUCAUAGAUGGGUGCCAAUCCAUGGAAGAGAUUCAAAAACAACUUCAAAAGAUUGUGUUGGAUCAUGUUAUAGCAUGUAAAAAGGGGAGACCCCUUUCUCAUCUCUGGUGAUGUUAAUUUUUAUUGUUAUCAACAGGAAUUGGUUGAUUGUAAUUUUUUUUAGAAUUAAUUAAACAAAGAUUUAUAUCAUGAUUUUGGAUGA
Molecule: messenger RNA, 1099 nt
Organism: Hevea brasiliensis (rubber tree)
Lineage: Eukaryota; Viridiplantae; Streptophyta; Magnoliopsida; Malpighiales; Euphorbiaceae
Product: thymidylate kinase
Exons: 8
Coding region: 178-1008 (276 amino acids)
Biological process (GO): dTDP biosynthetic process; dTTP biosynthetic process; dUDP biosynthetic process
Cellular component (GO): mitochondrion; cytosol; cytoplasm
Molecular function (GO): ATP binding; dTMP kinase activity
Source: RefSeq, a predicted model, not a curated record